Molecule: messenger RNA, 999 nt
Organism: Theobroma umbraticum
Lineage: Eukaryota; Viridiplantae; Streptophyta; Magnoliopsida; Malvales; Malvaceae
Product: glycosyltransferase family protein 28
Biological process (GO): dolichol-linked oligosaccharide biosynthetic process
Cellular component (GO): UDP-N-acetylglucosamine transferase complex
Molecular function (GO): hexosyltransferase activity
Source: RefSeq, a predicted model, not a curated record
UUUUUAAUUUUUGAAGCUUUAAAGUAACACAUCCAUGAAAACCAUUCUCCCAAAAUCCAGGUCUUGAUAUGAGAAAUUGAGUAGUUUUAAGUAUUAGAUGUAACAAAACUGGCGGAAAAUAUAAGUAGCUGAUACCAUAAAACAUCGGCAAUGUCCCAACGAUAAGACCGAUCGACGAAGAAUCCGGUGCGAGUGAACCUUGGCUACGAGGAGAAUCAAGGGGAGGCCAAGCGGCUGCUACUCUUACGAUUUUCAGGGUGAUUAUAAAUGGGAGAGGCCGAGGACAGUGUGAAGCCAAAGAGAGUGGUUUUUGUGACUGUGGGAACAACAUGUUUUGAUGUGCUUGUUAAAGUGGUGGAUUCUCAGAAAGUUAAGGAUGAGUUGUUGAGAAGAGGAUAUACUCACCUUCUCAUUCAAAUGGGUCGAGGAUCAUAUCUUCCUGAAAAGUCUAUUGGUGAUGAUGGAUCUUUGGCUGUAGACUACUUCACAUUUUCAUCAAGCAUUGCUGACCAUCUGAGAUCAGCAUCUCUUGUAAUCAGUCAUGCAGGUUCUGGGAGCAUAUUUGAGACCCUGCGGCUUGGCAAACCUCUAAUUGUGGUGGUCAAUGAAGAUUUGAUGGAUAAUCAUCAGAGUGAACUAGCAGAAGAACUGGCAGAGAGAAAACAUUUAUAUUGUGCUCGUCCUCAGACACUUCAUCAAACUAUAGCCAGUAUGGAUUUGGAGUCUCUCCUUCCAUACUCUCCAGGAGAUGCCACACCAGUGGCCAAACUCAUAAAUAGGUUUCUUGGUUUUCCAGAAGAUUGAUGAGAGUGUAUAGAAUAAAACUUUCAUUCAGAAAGUUAGCAAGCCUAGGGGAAACUUCUUGUCUGUACUUUAUGUUCCAAAAAAUGCAGUAAUAGGCAUUUGGAUGUUCCAUUGAAUAUAUCCAAUGGGCUUUAACUGAAUAUUUAUAUUGCAAAUUGUUUCCCCUGGCAGAAUAGUGCCUCUUGAGUUUGCAUA